Perognathus longimembris pacificus (Pacific pocket mouse) is the source of this 2749-nucleotide messenger RNA. RefSeq names its product arginine vasopressin receptor 1A (gene Avpr1a). NCBI's taxonomy places the organism in Eukaryota, Metazoa, Chordata, Mammalia, Rodentia, Heteromyidae. The transcript is spliced from 2 exons. Gene Ontology annotation, biological process: G protein-coupled receptor signaling pathway; positive regulation of vasoconstriction; regulation of systemic arterial blood pressure by vasopressin. Gene Ontology annotation, molecular function: vasopressin receptor activity; peptide binding. Gene Ontology annotation, cellular component: membrane. The record is from RefSeq and is a predicted model, not a curated record. The coding region runs from base 254 to 1510 and encodes 418 amino acids.
AAUCCUCGCAUAAAUAAUUGAGUUUGGAGUCCAGGGCUUUCUGCCGCUCAGAGCGCAUUGCUGGAGUUGCAAAACGGCUAAGCACGGAGAGGGCUGGGGCACCGACUGAGAGCUGCUCCCCAGGUCGGUGGGAGGCGGACGGAGGGAGCGCGGAUCUCGGCGAGCUCAGGCAAGGCGGCGCGCUUGGCACAGAGACCUCAAGUCCAAGGCUGCUGGGUUCCAGCACUGUCUCAGAGGUCACUGCACGAACAGCAUGGGUUUCUCCGGAGGCUCCGACGUGGGGGCCGAUGGCAACUUUAGCCGCUGGUGGCCUGUGGCUGCCGAAGGUGCUAAUGCUAGCCAAGAAACCGAAGGGCACGGGGAAGGUGGUGGCCCGCCAGAGGACGUGCGCAAUGAGGAACUGGCCAAGCUGGAGAUCGCGGUGCUGGCGGUGACUUUCGUGGUGGCCGUCCUGGGCAAUAGCAGCGUGUUGCUGGCUCUGCACCGCACCCAGCGCAAGACGUCCCGCAUGCACCUCUUCAUACGACACCUCAGCUUGGCAGACCUGGCGGUUGCUUUCUUCCAGGUAUUACCACAACUGUGCUGGGACAUCACCUACCGCUUCCGCGGCCCCGACUGGCUGUGCCGCGUGGUGAAGCACUUGCAGGUGUUCGCCAUGUUCGCGUCGGCCUACAUGCUGGUGGUCAUGACCGCCGACCGCUACAUCGCCGUGUGCCACCCGCUCAAGACUCUGCAGCAGCCCGCGCGCCGCUCGCGCCUCAUGAUUGCCGCCUCCUGGGUGCUGAGCUUCGUGCUGAGCACGCCUCAGUACUUCAUCUUCUCCAUGAUCGAGGUGAACAAUGUCACCAAGGCCCAAGACUGCUGGGCCACCUUCAUUCAGCCGUGGGGAACCCGCGCCUACGUCACCUGGAUGACCAGCGGCAUCUUCGUGGCCCCCGUGGUCAUUUUGGGGACGUGCUACGGUUUCAUCUGCUACCACAUCUGGCGCAACGUCCGCGGGAAGACCGCCUCGCGCCAGAGCAAGGGUGCCAGGGAAGCGGGCAGCGCCUUCCAUAAGGGGCUCCUGGUGGCCCCGUGUGUCAGCAGCGUGAAGACCAUUUCCCGCGCCAAGAUCCGCACGGUGAAGAUGACUUUUGUGAUUGUGACGGCUUACAUCCUCUGCUGGGCGCCUUUCUUCAUCAUCCAGAUGUGGUCAGUCUGGGAUGAGAAGUUCAUCUGGACAGAUUCAGAAAACCCUUCCAUUACCAUUACGGCUUUACUGGCUUCGUUGAAUAGUUGCUGCAAUCCCUGGAUAUACAUGUUUUUCAGUGGCCACCUUCUGCAAGACUGUGUGCAAAGUUUCCCAUGCUGCCAAAAUAUGAAGCAACAAUUCCACAAGGAAGAUACUGACAGCAUGAGCAGAAGACAGACUUCUUACUCCAACAACCGAAGUCCGACAAACAGUACAGGAACAUGGAAGGACUCACCCAAAUCUUCCAAGUCCAUCAAAUUCAUUCCUGUGUCCACCUGAGCCCCACACUCACUCAGUUACUGACAUUUUGAUUCAUUAGCUGAAUCCAGCUAGAAAUCAUAACAAACAAACGUGCAUCAGACAAGCAGAAAAAAAUCAAUGCAUUGGGUACAAGAUUUGGUUUCUAGUUGUGGUUUCCACAUCGCUAUGACCAUGAACUAUAAAUUAUUUUAUAUGGAAUGUAAAUGCAAACACACCACACUAAAAUGUGGAGGUCUAAGUUCCAGAAAUACAAAGAGAGUUCUGUUUCUAAGGGAAGAAUUCAUAACCACCCUGACUUUAUAUUUUGUGGUUGGUUUAUUUGAUAUUUUGACUUAGGUCAUAUGUUAAGUCUUGUUUGGUUGAAAGAUCAUAGAUUUCUGAACAAAGUAAGCUCAUGCUUUAGAAAAGACUUCAGAGAAAUCAUGCUUCCAACGAAUGAAAUCCAUUUAUUCUUUAUCAAAUGCAACUCCAAAUGGUAAUUAGCCACUGGGUUCUUUGCAAGAUUUUUGAGAGACAUAUCAGCCAGGAGGUGAUGCGUUCAGAGUGAAAGUUAGAAAGUUCUGUUACACUUUGUAUGUCACCUUUGAAUAUAAAAUGACAACUUGAUAACUGACCAUGUCCUCUUUAGGUUCUUCACAUUUCACUGGCUGUGGAAAAUAUAAUUACCAAAUUGCUGCAUGUUAGAUUGCAAGAUUGUUCUAAAGUCUGAUUUGUGCAGGGAAUGUCAGCUUUUCUAUAACACAAUUGCCUAAGGUCAUCUUUUGACUUUCUCUUGAAUAUUGUAAACAUAUUUGACUGGUGUAACUAAAUGUCCUGUGCUAUAUUCUGUUCAUAUUUGGAUUCCAAGAUUAGAGAAUGAGUCAGAUAGAAAUACCCCACUGUGUCUAAUCAACAGUUUCAGAGUAGAGAGGAUAUAGGUGUGAGGUGAGGAAAAGGUGAAUGAGAAAAGAAUUGCUACUUAUCUUCUGGAGAUUCCUUCAGUAUUAAUUGCACAACUUUAGAUAUGCUUUUUAAAAAUACAAAGUCCGCUUCCUUGGCUCUACCUUGGAGUCAGUAACAUUCACCUCACAGGAGUGUUACAAAGAGUAAAGUAAAUUCAAUGUGUGAAUAGAACUUUAUAAAUGUGUACUAUACAUAUGCCAGUGGUUUUAUUCUAUAGAUCUUCAGAAUUGUACAGCUUUUAUUUUCCCCUCACUUGUUUUUUAUUAAACAGCAUUGUUUGUUUCAUGUCUGGGAUAUAAAAUCCUAACGUUUAAA